UGUGCUGGGGCAGGGACUCUGCUGCCUGCCAGGGACAGCUCUCAGCCAGCCCUGGGAGCUGCUCACAGCACUGGGGAGAAGCUGUGGGGGCAAAGACUGACCCUGAGCAGGGCAGGGGCUGCUGCUGAGAGAUGCUGGGUGGGGCAGGGCUGCUCCCAGCUCCAGACCAGGCUGGGCACAGCUCUGGAGAACGCUUCCCAGAAGAAGACCACAGGGGGAUGAGAGAAGCAGAACAGGAACUGUAUCCCAGAAUCACAGAACAUUCUGAGUUGAAAGGGACACACAGGAUCAUCAAAGUAAUGUUUGAACAUUUACAUAGACUCCAGAUCUGUAACUUUGGCUGGUCAGUCUCUCUGCUGGGAGCCUCCCAAAGGGCCUUCAGCCACUCCUCAGCCCUGGGCAGCAGCAGCAUCACCUUGGCAGGGCCAGCAGGGCUCUCCUGAGCUGCCCUUGCCCACCUGCAGACAGACCCUGCCCCAGGCAGGGCCCUGCAGUCAGGCAGGUUUCUGUAGGGCUGGGUGAGUGCACAGAGGGUGGGCUGGGCUCUGUGAGCCUGGCAGGGACAGGGCAGCUCUCAGGAGGGAAUGUCCAGGCCCAGGGAGAUUCUCGGGGAAGGAGAGGGGGCUGAACAGAGCAGUGCUGGGGGCAGGAGGGCACUGUUGGUGUGUGGGAGGUGCCGUGCACAGCUGGGUACGGGAACACUGCCCUGAGUGCCCGGCUGUCUCUGCCCUGCCCUCCCAGGCACAGCACCACAACAUCUUCUCUUGUUUCUGCACUCCUCUGAUGUUGUCAUUGUUAUCUGGUGCUCUCAGGGAGGCUCUGGGGUUUGCAGCAGCUGAGUCAGGCACUGCCCUUGGGAUUCCUGCCAGGCAGGGGUGUCCAUGGGAAUGGGGUGUCCAAGCUUCCCUGGGACCUGUGGGGGUGUGGGCAAAGCAGUCCGUGGGAGAGGGGAAUGAGCUGAGCCCCCUCCCUGAGAUCCCAUCAUGGGCACACCCAGGGGUCUCCUUGCUGUGCCCUUUCCAGCUCUGAGCUGCCCUUCUGGGUGCAAAUCUGUGCCAGAGUCUGUCGGAAUUCCCUGAAUGUCUCACAGGGAAGUGCAGAGAUGCCACAGCUGAGGAAAUGCUGUUGGGUUUGCCAAGGGAGCCCUGAGUGUCCUUGGGAGAAGGGGGUGCUGAGACCUUGCUCAGAGAGCUUUAGAGAGGGUGAGACAUUCAGGGAUCCCUCUGCUCUGGACAGGGUCUGGUUUAUCCCAGGGUGACACAGGAGUGUGAUUGUGCUCUGAUUCCAGCCAAAGGUGCAAAGCCAGAGCAGUUGGGAACAAGCCCAUGAAGCCCCUCAUGUUGCCCUAUGCCCUAAGCCUCAGGAAAUCCUUUGCCUCUCACAUCUCUCAGUGGCAAAAUCUGAGUGCAACAGAAAUUUUGGUGAUUUCCGACUGCAGAGAACCAGAAACUAUGUGUCAGUAGGAAGAUAAUUCCUUGCAUCUCUACCCUGCUUUCCAUGUCCUGUAGACCUGGGAGUGCAGAUGGUAACAAGCCUUUCUGCAUAAGGAAUGCUUCCACCGACAAAUCCUGAAUAUCCUGCCUUGUCCCUCUGCCACAAAGCCACAAGCCCAGGGCUGCAGGGCAGGGAUGGCUCCUCAAGAACCCCCUCACACAGGCCUGGCUACUCCUGGCACACUCAGAAAGCACAGCUGGAGAUCAGUCAGGGACCUGGGUGAAGGUUUCCCAGAAACAAGGGUGGGUGAGUCACAGCAGGACAGUCUACAGGGAAUGGCCCAGGUUUGGCUCAAAGCAGCCUCUGCUGACUUGUCACUGUCCUUUAUCCAUGAACAGAUCCCUAUGGCCAGAGACAACAAAUGUCCAACAGCAGCUCCAUCAGCCACUUCCUCCUGCUGGCACUGGCAGACACGCGGCAGCUGCAGCUCCUGCACUUCUGCCUCUUCCUGGCCAUCUCCCUGGCUGCCCUCCUGGGCAACGGCCUCAUCAUCAGCGCCGUAGCCUGCGGCCACCACCUGCACACCCCCAUGUUCUUCUUCCUGCUCAACCUGGCCCUCACUGACCUGGGCUCCAUCUGCACCACUGUCCCUAAAGCCAUGCACAAUUCCCUCUGGGACACCAGGAACAUCUCCUAUAAAGGAUGUGCUGCACAGGUGUUUUUCUUUGCCUUUUUCAUUGCAUCAGAAUUUGCCUUUCUCACGGUCAUGUGCUACGACCGCUACGUGUCCAUCUGCAAACCCCUGCACUACGGGACCCUCCUGGGCAGCAGAGCUUGUGCCCACAUGGCAGCAGCUGCCUGGGCCAGUGGCUUUCUCCAUGCUCUACUGCACACAGCCAAUACAUUUUCCCUGUCCCUGUGCCAGGGCAAUGCCCUGGGGGGGUUCUUCUGUGAAAUCCCCCAGAUCAUCAAGCUCUCCUGCUACAAAUCUUAUCUCAGGGAACUUGGACUUCUUGCUGUUAGUGUUUUUCUGUUCUUUUUUUCCUUUGUGUUCAUGGUUUUCUCCUAUGUGCAGAUCUUCAGGGUUGUGCUGAGGAUCCCCUCUGAGCAGGGACGACACAAAGCCUUUUCCACCUGCCUCCCUCACCUGACUGUGGUCACUCUGUUUAUCAGCACUGCCACAUUUGCUUAUGUAAAGCCCCCCUCCAUCUCUACCCCAUCUCUGGAUCUGUCACUGUCACUUCUGUAUUCAGUGGUGCCUCCAUCCCUGAACCCCCUCAUCUACAGCCUGAGGAACCAGGAGCUCAAGGCUGCCCUGAGGAAAAUGAUGACAGUAUCUUUAGGAGAAAUAAACAUUCUUUUCUGCUGCAGAGCCUUCAGAAUCUAACUCUUUAAAAUCUCAGAUUUUUUCUCC
Molecule: messenger RNA, 2848 nt
Organism: Catharus ustulatus (Swainson's thrush)
Lineage: Eukaryota; Metazoa; Chordata; Aves; Passeriformes; Turdidae
Product: olfactory receptor 14J1-like
Exons: 2
Coding region: 1856-2821 (321 amino acids)
Biological process (GO): G protein-coupled receptor signaling pathway
Cellular component (GO): membrane
Molecular function (GO): G protein-coupled receptor activity; olfactory receptor activity
Source: RefSeq, a predicted model, not a curated record